Messenger RNA from Elgaria multicarinata webbii, 4867 nucleotides. RefSeq names its product lysine demethylase 2B (gene KDM2B). The transcript is spliced from 22 exons. Gene Ontology annotation, molecular function: zinc ion binding; DNA binding; transcription coregulator activity. The record is from RefSeq and is a predicted model, not a curated record. Lineage: Eukaryota; Metazoa; Chordata; Lepidosauria; Squamata; Anguidae. Gene Ontology annotation, biological process: regulation of transcription by RNA polymerase II; protein demethylation. The coding region runs from base 60 to 3866 and encodes 1268 amino acids.
UUGCAACAGGGAGGUCGAGAAGGAACUGUUGACAAUUAAGAGAUGAAACUCUUCAGAACAUGGAGGCAGAGAAAGACUCUGGAAGGAGACUGCGAUCCAUUGGCCGAAGGCUGUACGACGAGAACGAGGACCUCUCGGACGUGGAGGAGAUCGUCAGCAUCCGCGGCUUCAGCUUGGAGGAGAAACUAAGGAGCAGGAUGUAUCGCGGGGAUUUUGUGCGGCCCAUGGACGGGAGAGAUUUCACUUUUGAGUACGUGCAGCGAGAAGCCCUCCGGGUCCCCCUCAUCUUCCGAAGUAAGGAUGGACUGGGAAUUAAGAUGCCAGACCCAGACUUCACCGUGCGAGAUGUCAAGCUGCUUGUGGGGAGCCGCCGGAUCGUGGACGUGAUGGAUGUGAACACGCAAAAGGGCAUUGAGAUGAGCAUGUCUCAGUUUGUGCGGUACUACGAGACCCCGGAGGCUGAGCGCAAGAAGCUGUACAACGUGAUCAGCCUCGAGUUCAGCCACACGAAGCUGGCGAACAUUGUCAGGCGCCCCAACGUGGUGGACUUAGUGGACUGGGUGGACAACAUGUGGCCGCGUCAUCUGAAGGAGAGGCAGACGGACGCCACCAACACCAUUUCGGAGAUGAAGUACCCCAAAGUGAAGAAGUAUUGCCUGAUGAGCGUGAAAGGGUGCUUCACCGAUUUCCACAUUGAUUUCGGGGGGACCUCCGUUUGGUACCACGUUUUCCGAGGAGGGAAGAUCUUCUGGCUGAUUCCCCCAACUUCGCAGAACCUCGAACUCUACGAGGAAUGGGUUCUCUCGGGGAAGCAAAGCGACGUCUUCCUCGGGGACAGGGUGGAGCUCUGCCAAAGGAUUGAGCUGAAGCAAGGGCACACCUUCUUCAUUCCUUCCGGGUGGAUCCAUGCCGUUUACACUCCGGUAGAUUCCCUGGUGUUUGGUGGAAACAUCCUGCAUAGCUUUAACGUCCCCAUGCAGCUUCGCAUCUACGAGAUUGAGGACAGAACGAGGGUGCAGGCCAAGUUCCGUUACCCUUUCUACUAUGAGAUGUGUUGGUAUGUCUUGGAGAGAUACGUGUUCUGCGUGACCCAGCGCUCCCACCUCAGCAAAGAGUACCAGAAGGAGUCAAUGGUCAUUGAUACAACGAGGAAACGCAGCCUAGACAGCUUCUCGUCGGAUUCCUGGGUAGACAUGGAUGACGACUUGUGCGACGUUCACGCUCGGGAGGAGAAGGACGAGCACCCGGAAAAAGCCCCCAAGGCCUCGGCCGACCGAUCCUCUUCUCCCAACAGCACGCAUUCCGAAGGGAAGGAGGGUUCGGGGAAGAAGCAGAAGCCCCCGGGCCCCCGGUACCUCAAAAGGACUUUAUCCAACGAGUCCGAUGACAGCGUGAGGUCGGCGCCGGCGGACUACCCCAAAACGCCCACGGGGUCGCCGGCCACGGAGGUUUCGGCCAAAUGGACUCCCCUGACGGAGUUUGAACUGAAGGGCUUGAAAGCCCUCGUUGAGAAGCUCGAAUCUCUUCCGGAGAAUAAGAAAUGUAUCCCCGAAGGCAUUGAGGAUCCUCACGCUCUGCUGGAGGACGUGAAGAACAUCCUGAAGGAACAUGCAGAUGAUGACCAGAAUCUCGCCAUUUCUGGGGUCCCUGUGGUAUCCUGGCCUAAGAAAAAUGCAAAGAGCCGGGCAGUCGGGAGGCCCAAAGGGAAGGUGGGUCCUGCCUCCGCUGUGAAGCUCGCCGCGAAUCGGGCGACGGCCGGAGCGCGCCGGAGGAGGACGCGAUGCCGCAAGUGCGAGGCCUGCCUACGCACCGAGUGUGGCGAGUGUCACUUCUGCAAAGACAUGAAGAAGUUUGGCGGGCCCGGCCGGAUGAAGCAGUCGUGCAUCAUGAGGCAGUGCAUUGCGCCGGUGCUGCCCCACACGGCCGUGUGCCUGGUGUGUGGGGAAGCGGGCAAGGAAGACACGGUGGAAGAGGAGGGGGGCAAAUUUAACCUCAUGCUCAUGGAGUGCUCCAUCUGCAACGAGAUCAUCCACCCUGGAUGCCUGAAGGUGCGGGAAUCGGACGGCGUGGUCAAUGAGGAGCUGCCCAACUGCUGGGAAUGUCCGAAGUGCAACCACGCCGGCAAGACUGGGAAACAAAAGCGCGGACCAGGGUUCAAAUACGCGUCCAACCUCCCCGGCUCUCUGCUCAAAGAACAGAAGAUCAACCGAGAAAACAAGGAAGUCGUCCCAGACGCCACCAAGCGCAAAGUGGAGUGCGAGGAGCCCCCUCGGAAGAAAUCGGACGAGCGCCCCCAAAAGCCCCCUCUCGACCCUCUUUUGAGGAGGAAGUCUGAGGAAGCCCACCUGCGGCGGAAGCGGAAAUUUGAAAAGCCCCAGGAGCCGGCAAUGAGGAAGCAGCUAAAACUGGGCAAAGAAGAGAAGCUUUUCAGGAAAAAGCGGCGCUCGUGGAAAGCCCCGGACGACCGGGCCGCCCUGCUGAAGCCGCUGCGGCGUUUCAAGCAGGAGCCCGAGGAGGAGCUGCCGCCGCCGGAGGAGGAGCCCCCGAAGAGCAAGGAGAGCGACCAGUCGCGCUCGAGCUCCCCGACGGCGGGGCCCAGCUCGGAGGGGGCCGAGGGCCGGGACAAGAAGAAGCUCAAGGCCCGGCGGAAAGCCCGCCUGCCCAACAAGGAGCUCAGCAAGGAGCUCAGCAAGGAGCUCAACCAGGAGAUCCAGAAGACGGAGAACAGCCUGGCCAACGAGAACCACCACCAGCCCCCCAUCAAGUCCGAGCCGGAGAGCGAGAGCGAGGAGCCCAAGCGCCUGCUGGGCCCGGAGCGGCCCCACCGCUUCGGCAAGGGCUUGAACGGCACCCCCAGGGAGCUCCGGCACCAGCUCCUGGCUGGCUUGCGCAGCGGCGGCGGCGGCACCCCCCCCAGGGCCGUCGCCCGGCCGCCCCCGUCCCUCUCGCCCCCCAAGUGCGUCCAGAUGGAGCGCCACAUCAUCCGGCCGCCCCCCAUCAGCCCCCCUCCGGACUCGCUUCCGCUGGACGAUGGGGCGGCCCACGUCAUGCAGAGGGAGGUCUGGAUGGCCGUCUUCCGCUGCCUCCGCCCCAGCGAGCUCAGCGUCUGCAUGAGGGUUUGCCGGACCUGGAACAGAUGGUGCUGUGAUAAAAGACUGUGGACCAAAAUCGACCUAAAUCAUUGCAAAUCCAUCACUCCGCUCAUGCUCAGUGGUAUUAUUAGGAGGCAGCCUGUCACUCUUGACCUGAGCUGGACGAACAUAUCCAAAAAGCAACUGAGCUGGCUCAUCAACAGACUCCCAGGCCUCCGAGAUCUGCUCUUGUCGGGCUGCUCGUGGAUCGCAGUGUCCGCCCUGUGCAGCUCCAGUUGUCCCCUCCUGCGGACACUAGACGCCCAGUGGGUGGAAGGCUUGAAAGAUGCACAAAUGAGAGACCUUUUGUCGCCGCCAACAGACAACAGGCCGGGCCAAAUUGACAACCGGAGCAAACUGCGCAACAUCACGGAGCUGCGCCUGUCUGGCCUGGACGUCACGGACGCUUCCCUGCGCUUGAUCAUCCGGCACCUGCCGCUCCUGUCCAAGCUCCACCUCAGCUACUGCAACCACAUGACGGAUCAGUCCAUUAACCUGCUGACCGCCGUGGGGACGGCCACGCGGGACUCCCUAACGGAAGUUAUUUUGCAAGACUGCAAUAAGGUGACGGACCAGUGCCUCUCCUACUUCAAGCGCUGCGGGAGCAUUUGCCGGAUCGAUCUAAGGUACUGCAAGCAAGUGACCAAGGAAGGGUGUGAGCAGUUCAUAGCGGAGAUGUCCGUCAGCGUUCAGUUUAGUCAAGUGGAAGAGAAACUGCUGCAAAAGCUGAGUUAGUGUUUACAAGGGCGAGUUUGUAAAUAGCUGCGAGGCGGAAAAGGAGCUCCAGAUCACAGGAGAAAUUGUACUUUGGAGACGCUGGAAAAGCCGAGUGUUCAUGGUUUGGAUUGUACUGGAAUGCGUGGUGUCCCAGCCACCCACGAACUGUUUCAGCCUGGGUGGGAUCAUGAUGCUCUGCCCAGGUCCUUUAUGUACCUUCCUGCGGUGACAGCAAAGGAUUGUCUAGGCCUAGAGGAAGACGGAGGCCCAUCUAUUUAAAUACCACAGCUGGGGCGGUUGUAGGUUCUUGAAGCAUUUCUGCAGAUAUCAAAGCAAUGUUAAUUCUGGUGUCAUUAAGGUGGGCCAUACCCUGCAUUUCUGCCUUUGGAACAUUUUUUGUUAAUCCUACAUUAUGCAGAACUAUUUUUGUACAAAUUUGUUUAAAAAGUUAUUUAUGCAAAGUUCUUGAAUGCAUUGCAAACGUUUGUCUUUGUUUCAAAUUGCCAAGUUAUUUGAGGUAGGAGAGAACCUCUUACUGGAGAAAUAACCAGUUGGGAGGGGUGGGUGGGAAAGUAGGUAAAUGCUGUAAAAUGGGGGGGGGGAAGCAUGUUUUACUGGAGGUUUUAUAUACUACUUUGUAUACUCUGGAAACACUGUAAGCAUGUCGUGGAAAGGGGGUUUAAUAGAUUAAGAAUGAACAUGCUGCCAAGUUUUCCCAGUAUAAAAUUCACCAGUUCUCAACUUUGAACUUUCCAAUUACACCUGUGCACAAGAAAGGGUAAUUUGUACUUGCUGUACAAGAUCCAUUUAUACCACAAACCAAGCAGUUUUGGUUUUUGAGUAACUUCUUGUUUUAAGAGUUAAACUGGUUGAUUCCAGUUUGUAAAGAGAAGGGGGCGGGGCAAUUCAGUCUACAUAAGUGCCAUUGUUGUAAAGUGGUGUUCCCCCCCCCAUAGACCUUCCUUCUUUCCUCAUACAGUUUUACCUCUGUUGAAUUUGUAUAAAUGAUUGUACAAAAA